GUUCUGCUUACGUCAUCAAAAAGCACUAGGGCAAGUUCCCCACCGCCGUCGACCUCGAAAGUCGACAUUCAGACUGGCAAUGGUAAUUCUGACUUGACAAUGGCGACCAUAGAGGAUAGGAAAGCGAAGCUUGAUGAGUUGCGGGCUAAAAUGCGUACAUCCACGAAAGCCAACCAGCAGUCACUCAUUGAGGAGUCUGCUAGAGCGAAAGUAACAGUACGCGAUAUGGCACGUAUGGAACGGCAGAAAAAGCUUGCCGAGACUCUUCGGACACAGGCGGAAGCAGAGGAACGAGGGGAAGAUGUUGAGCGGUCAAAGAAUUGGGAGUGGACAAUAGAAGAAAAUGAAAAGUGGGAGAAGAAGUUGGCGAGAAAGGCUCGGAGAGCAGACUACGAGUUUUACGAUGACGUGCAUGCUGCACACCGACGGUAUAAGAAGGACUUGGACUUUAUCAAACCCGACAUGGAAGCAUACAACAAGCACAAGGAACAGGCCUUGGGCUUGGCUGUUGGGACUCUAUUGGGCUCGGGCAGUUCCACGCCUUCCGGUUCAUUAUCGAGUGCACUAACAAUGUACGACCCAAGUGGUGCCCAGAUGGUUCCAACAGUUGAACAACGUAUGGCCGUGGACGCUUUCUACAGAGAUGCCAACACACUGAUCUAUGCUGAUAACAAGCCUUCUGAAGAGGCUAUCGACCGGCUAAUCAGCAAGCUCAACCGAGAUGUCGAUAAAAAGGCCAAGUUUUCGCGCAAGAGGCACAACGAGGAUGAGGGUGAUAUUACGUAUAUCAACGAGCGGAAUCGUGUAUUCAACAAGAAGGUCGGUAUUCUUCCGAGAUACUACGAUAAAUAUACUGCAGAGAUUCGUGCCAGCUUCGAGCGUGGAACUGCACUGUAGCAC
Messenger RNA from Pisolithus orientalis, 900 nucleotides. RefSeq names its product SYF2 splicing factor-domain-containing protein. The coding region runs from base 100 to 897 and encodes 265 amino acids. Lineage: Eukaryota; Fungi; Basidiomycota; Agaricomycetes; Boletales; Pisolithaceae. The record is from RefSeq and is a predicted model, not a curated record. Gene Ontology annotation, cellular component: Prp19 complex; post-mRNA release spliceosomal complex; catalytic step 2 spliceosome. The transcript is spliced from 6 exons.